Molecule: messenger RNA, 5922 nt
Organism: Talaromyces amestolkiae
Lineage: Eukaryota; Fungi; Ascomycota; Eurotiomycetes; Eurotiales; Trichocomaceae
Exons: 6
Coding region: 1-5922 (1973 amino acids)
Biological process (GO): regulation of ARF protein signal transduction
Molecular function (GO): guanyl-nucleotide exchange factor activity
Source: RefSeq, a predicted model, not a curated record
AUGGCCGAUACGGAGCACGAAGUGGCAGAGGUGACCACCCAGGCAGACGCCAAUGCACCAAAUGACGAGAUAGUGUCGCCGCAACCAUUACGAGCGGACAAGGCCCAGCUGCCGUCAGGACCGGAAUGGAAAGAAAUUGGAGGAAUGGAAGGCACAGGAUCACACGAGUCUGAGGGUAUUGAAUCUGUGCCUGAGGAUGCUCCAGCUGAAGAAGCGGCUACUUCAGAGACUAAAAACAUAGGUGAGGGCGAGAUUGACACCGUUGAUCAAGAUGAUAGCAGCCAGCAUGAAGAGCCCCAGUCUAUAACUGAGGUCCCCUUCACGCCGCAAGUACCGACGGCAGAGGCUGUUCCAGAACCAAGAGCCCGCUCCGAUUCGAGAUCUACUACCGCGACGCAAGCUACACAAGCUACCCAUCGAUCUACCCCAGUGAGCUCGACAGUUUUCGUUGUCACGGCUCUCGAAGCGAUUGCGGCUUCGAAAGAUGCGAAAAGGAACAAAGAGUUGGAGGAUGCAGUCCAGAAGGCCCUGGUCAAUAUCAAGCAGUCUGAUACGAAGCCCCUGGAUCCCGAGGUCAUCUUCCUUCCUCUGCAACUAGCUACCAAGACCUUCAGCAUCCCGCUUCAGGUGACAGCUCUGGACUGUAUUGGAAAACUGAUCACAUACUCGUACUUCGCCUUUCCGUCGAGUCGUCCCAGCCAAGAUGGCACAGAUCCCGCUAUUAAGGAACUCCCGUUGAUAGAACGUGCUAUUGAAACGAUUUGCGAUUGUUUUGAAAAUGAAGCUACACCGGUGGAAAUCCAACAGCAGAUAAUCAAAUCGCUGCUGGCCGCUGUGUUGAAUGACAAAAUUGUCGUUCACGGUGCCGGUCUUCUCAAAGCCGUGCGUCAAAUCUACAAUAUUUUUAUAUAUUCCAAGUCAAGUCAGAACCAGCAAAUUGCCCAAGGCUCCUUGACGCAAAUGUUAGGAACUGUCUUUGACAGAGUCCGUAUGAGACUGGAUUUGAAAGAAGUCCGCUUGCGGGAACCAGAAGACCAGCACGAAGAUCCUGUCGAGUCUACGAUAGUCGAUGCUGGCGAAGGAAGUCAACUGUCAGAGUCUCUGGAGGCCGAAUCAACCGUCUCGGAUCAGCCGACGCAAAAAGAACCUACUCAGAAACUUACCCUGCAAAGUUUUGAGUCAAGCAAAGACGAUACAAUGGUCACCGACAAUGCCCCUACCAUGGUCACUCGAGCAAGACCGACUCAUAGAUCAACUCGCUCUGUGUCUAAUGUAACGGACGAGAAAGAAGAUGAAGGGUCCGAGGAUGAGGUUGACGAAAUCUACGUGAAAGAUGCUUUCCUUGUUUUUAGGGCCAUGUGCAAACUCAGUCACAAGGCACUUACACACGAUCAGCAACAGGAUAUCAAGUCCCAGAAUAUGCGAUCUAAGCUGCUCUCACUUCAUCUCAUCCAUCAUUUAAUCAACAACCACAUCGCCGUUUUCACAUCGCCAUUAGCAACGAUCAGAAAUAGUGCCAGCUCCGCAGACUCCAUGACUCUGCUCCACGCUAUCAGGCCUCACCUUUGCUUGAGUCUCAGUCGCAAUGGAUCUAGCUCUGUUCCAAAGGUCUUUGAAGUAUGCUGCGAGAUUUUUUGGCUUAUGCUCAAAUAUAUGAGAGUUAUGCUUAAGAAAGAAUUGGAGGUCUUCCUGAAGGAGAUUUAUCUUGCCAUUCUCGAAAGACGCAACUCGCCAGCAUUCCAAAAGCAGUACUUUAUGGAAAUACUCGAGAGACUUUCGGGAGAUUCUCGGGCGUUGGUUGAAAUUUAUUUGAAUUAUGACUGUGACAGAACUGCGUUGGAAAACAUCUUCCAGAACCUGAUCGAGCAAAUAUCUCGGUUUGUGAUCAUGCCUGUACCCGUCAUGGGCCAACACACUUUUCAAGAAACCCGCGUCAAGUCUUCAAAUACCCCAGACUGGCAUCAACGCGGCACUCUUCCUCCUAAUUUAACCACAGCAAGCCUCACGAACAGCGUUGCUCCAAGUGUACAGAAUGGAUCUUCGGAGCUUUCAAUGAAGUACCACGCUCUUGAUUGUCUGGUUGAAAUUUUGCGAUCUCUUGACAGUUGGUCUUCCCAGCGACUGCCCAGUUCUACCAAUGGCACCCACGACGAUAUGUCGCGCAAGUCCGUGGAAAAUUAUCGAGAGUCCAUAGAUGCACCAUCAUUCGCCGCUGCUCUUCCAUCUCCCUAUAUUGACAGCGGCGGUACUGGAACCGGUCGCUCUACACCAGCAGUUGAGGAUGAUCCAAAUGAAAUAGAAAAAGCCAGACAGCGAAAAGCAGCUUUAUCUCAUGCUAUCCAACAAUUCAAUUUCAAACCGAAGCGAGGAAUCAAGCUCUUGCUCAAGGAUGGGUUUAUUCGAUCUGAUUCACCAAAGGAUAUUGCCAAUUUCCUACUUCGCAACGAUCGUCUUGACAAAGCUGGGAUUGGAGAAUACCUUGGAGAAGGCGACCCAGAGAAUGUUGCUAUCAUGCACGCCUUCGUUGACAGUAUGGACUUUGCCAAACGACGGUUCGUUGAUGCUCUUCGUCAGUUCUUGCAGAGUUUCCGUCUUCCGGGAGAAGCCCAAAAGAUCGAUCGAUUUAUGCUCAAGUUUGCAGAACGGUACCUUGCAGGCAAUCCAAAUAGCUUUGCCAAUGCGGAUACGGCAUAUGUUUUGGCAUACUCUGUCAUUAUGCUCAAUACGGAUCAGCAUAGUAGCAAACUGAAAGGUCCUCGCAUGACAAAGGAGGAUUUUAUCAAGAACAACCGGGGCAUCAAUGAUAACGCAGAUCUUCCAGACGAGUACCUCAACUCCAUAUUUGAUGAGAUUGCGAAAAAUGAGAUUGUGCUAGAUUCUGAAAGAGAGCAUGCCGCUAAUCAAGGCAUACCAACAGCUACUCCUGCAGGAUUCGCUUCAAGAGCUGGCCAAGUGUUUGCUACCGUUGGCAGAGAUAUUCAAGGAGAGAAAUACGCGCAGGCUUCAGAGGAAAUGGCCAACAAGACCGAACAGCUCUAUAGGAGUCUCAUCAAAGCUCAGCGCAGAACUGCCGUGAAAGAUGAGUUGUCUCGCUUUAUUCCAGCCACUUCAGUGCGUCAUGUUGGACCCAUGUUCAAUGUGACCUGGACCUCUUUCUUGUCGGGUUUAUCCGCUCCCCUCCAAGAAACACAGGAUAUUGAAAAAAUUAGACUUUGCAUGGAAGGACUCAAAUUAGCAAUCCGCAUAUCUUGCUCUUUCGAUCUUGAAACACCACGAGUUGCUUUUGUGACAGCCUUGGCUAAGUUUACAAACCUUGGCAACCUUCGAGAGAUGAGUAGCAAGAACUUGGAGGCAUUGAAAAUACUUUUGGAAGUUGCUGUUACUGAAGGAAAUCAUCUCCGAGACUCUUGGCGCGAGAUUCUUACCUGCGUCAGCCAGCUGGAUCGAUUUCAAUUGUUGAGCGACGGUGUCGAUGAAGGAACGUUACCCGAUGUGUCGAGAACGCGAAUAGUGCCGUCAAAUUCGACCGACGCUUCCAGAAGGUCUACACAGUCUACUAGACGGCGUCAACGUUCUACGGCCAGCACAUUGUCUUUCAGACCUGAGAUAGCUCUGGAAAGUCGUUCUGCCGAAAUGGUUCAUGCUGUUGAUCGCAUUUUCAGCAACACGGCAAAUCUUUCCCAAGAAGCGAUCGUCGACUUUGUCCAAGCACUUAGCGAAGUGAGCUUGCAAGAAAUUCAGUCCUCCGGUCAAAGUGAAUCUCCUCGUACCUACAGUCUUCAAAAAGUGGUUGAAAUUAGUUAUUACAACAUGACCCGAGUCAGAAUUGAAUGGUCCAGGAUAUGGGAAAUUCUUGGGCAGCACUUUAACGAAGUUGGGUGCCAGUCCAACACCAAUGUAGUUUUCUUCGCACUUGACUCGCUGCGUCAACUUUCCAUGAGAUUCAUGGAAAUUGAAGAAUUGCCCGGUUUUAAGUUCCAGAAAGACUUCCUCAAACCCUUCGAACACAUCAUGGCAAACAGCAACACAGUUACCGUGAAGGAUAUGGUACUGAGAUGCCUUAUUCAGAUGAUUCAAGCUCGUGGUCAUAAUAUUCGCUCCGGUUGGAAAACAAUGUUCGGCGUAUUCACCGUCGCAGCUCGGGAGCCAUAUGAGGGCAUUGUGAAUAUGGCAUUCGAACAUGUCACUCAGAUCUACAACACCCGCUUUGGAGUGGUGAUCAGCCAAGGAGCUUUCGCGGAUCUGAUUGUCUGCUUGACUGAAUUUUCGAAGAAUAUCAAAUUCCAGAAAAAGUCCCUCCAGGCCAUCGAAACCCUCAAAGCAGCUGUUACCAAGAUGCUCAAAACUCCAGAAUGUCCACUUUCAAGGAAGCAUAUMCCCGCCACAGAAGCUACAGACGUUACAGGCUCGAUUUUGAAACAUCAACUCAACCGUCAGACCCAAGAAGAACAAUUCUGGUAUCCAGUGCUCAUCGCUUUCCAAGAUGUCUUGAUGACUGGAGACGACCUAGAGGUUCGCUCGAGGGCAUUGAACUACCUGUUUGAGACGCUGAUUAGAUAUGGUGGUGAUUUCCCACAAGAAUUUUGGGAUGUCCUUUGGAGGCAACUGCUAUAUCCUAUUUUUGUUGUUCUGCAAUCCAAAUCAGAGAUGUCAAAAGUGCCCAAUCACGAAGAACUCUCGGUUUGGCUGUCGACAACCAUGAUUCAAGCUCUGCGGCACAUGAUUACUCUCUUCACACAUUAUUUUGAUGCGUUACAGAGCAUGCUUGACCGUUUCUUGGGUCUCUUGACUCUCUGCAUUUGCCAGGAGAACGACACAAUCGCACGUAUUGGAAGUAAUUGUCUACAGCAGCUGAUCUUGCAAAAUGUGACCAAAUUCUCAGAUGAACAUUGGGGCAAGAUUGUAGGCGCAUUCGUUGAACUCUUUGAUAAGACUACUGCAUAUGAACUGUUCACCGCUGCCUCUCCUUUACCGCCAAGAACACCGACGUCUGAAGUACCAAAGAGCAAUGGUGAUGCCACCAGCAAUGGUGCUGUGUCUGUAUCAGAGACUUCGGUCGUCGCUUCCGAUGAUGAACAUGCCAUCAACGGAGCGCAGACACCAAUUGCUGAAAAUGGAGAUGCUGGAGAAACAUCCAACGGCGCUUUACAUGAUACGGCUGCGGCGGCUGAACUGGAGGAUUAUCGCCCACAAGCUCAAGAACUUACUCAGCAACCUGCAGCCGUGACUGUUGCUAGGCGGCGAUUCUUCAAUCGCAUAAUCACUAAUUGCGUCCUUCAGCUGCUCAUGAUUGAGACUGUUCAUGAAUUAUUCUCGAAUGACAACGUGUACGACGAAAUCCCCAGCCCGGAACUUCUGCGUCUUAUGGGUCUGCUGAAGAAGAGCUACCAAUUCGCCAAGAAGUUCAAUGAGGACAAGGAUUUGCGUAUGCAACUGUGGCGCCAGGGAUUCAUGAAACAACCACCCAACCUUCUCAAGCAGGAAAGUGGCAGCGCCGCUACAUAUGUCAACAUCCUUUUCCGCAUGUACAGCGAUGAGCGUGAAGAGAGAAAAAGCAGCAGAGCCGAGACCGAGACUGCUCUUGUUCCACUAUGUGCAGAUAUCAUUCGCAGCUACGUCCGUCUCGACGAGGAAACCCAACAUCGAAACAUAGUGGCCUGGCGCCCUGUUGUUGUUGACGUGAUGGAAGGAUAUGUCAACUUCCCCCAAGACAAUUUCACCCAAUAUAUCGACACAUUCUACCCCUUAGCCAUCGAUCUCCUAGCUCGGGACCUCGCUUCUUCGGAGAUCCGACAUGCUCUCCAGUCUGUCCUUCGACGAGUCGGCGAAGUCAAACUUGGAUUGACGUUCCCACACCCUGCUGCUAGUGCCGAGCCGUCCUCAUCAGCAAAUUCUCUAAGGACGCAUAGCCGUGGUCAUUGA